This is a messenger RNA of Micromonas pusilla CCMP1545, 1085 nucleotides long. RefSeq lists its product as uncharacterized. The transcript has a single exon. NCBI's taxonomy places the organism in Eukaryota, Viridiplantae, Chlorophyta, Mamiellophyceae, Mamiellales, Mamiellaceae. The record is from RefSeq and is a predicted model, not a curated record. Bases 83 to 646 code for a protein of 187 amino acids.
CAGAGAGUGGGCAGGGUGUCAAGGACACCCCGGCCCGCGUUUUCGAAGCGCCUGCCGCGCGAGACCCUGGGUUGCGCUCGCGAUGACCGUCCUAGUCGAUCCCUCUGUCGAGUGGCUUCUAGGCGUUGUGAUAUUCACGAAGAUGACGACGAUCUUGGUGAACGAAUCGCGCGUUUCGCGCUCCGUCGGCGCGCGCGGCAUGGUCCAACGCCCGCUUGUGGCGGCGAUCGCGUCGAUGCACUCCCUCGUCGGAGGCGCACAACCGCCUUCGUGUUCGUUCCUUCGAACGUCCUGGUUUUCCGUCGCGUCGAGCGAGAAGGAAGGGUUCUUCGUCGCCGCAAUAGCGACUCGUAGCGCGGACGAAGCGAGCGCGAAGGCGCUCUCGAGGCACGUCGCGCGCUCGUUCGCUCGCGCUGGCGGCUCCGCGCUGCGCGCGCUCGUCGAGCGCGACGUCGACGCCGUCGAGGCGAAGAUGGAGGCUUACACGGUCCAGGACGAGAUCGACGCGUUAGAGCUCGACGUGGCGGAAGAGAAGCGAGAACGCUCUUGGAGAGAAGGGCGCGUCAGCGUCUCGAGGGAGACGGAGACGAUGGAAGUGUUCACGUCGUUCGCGGAGCAGCACCUGCGACCGAUGCUCGCGAAGUAGCGGCCGGUGAAGUGUUGAUGGUCCGUGCGCGCGCUUGGAUGGCGUGCUUCGAGUUUAUUUCCUGACCACUCGUGGAAACGAUUCGACUUGACAACUAACUAGACGGUAAAAGCACCCAAGGUCGAGCGCGGUGAAAGCGACGCCGUCGAGAGUCGGGCUUCUCUUCACUCCGAGCGCGCGGACGACGCCAGCGGCAUCGUGAGCGGCAAUAUAGAACGCGAUUCCCCCCAGACGCACGCUUGCCGGGAAGAUUCGUGAGACGCGCGCCAUGCAUUUCCCUUGCGGACGGCCCAGUGGAGCGCCUCACGAGCGCGUGUGGAGACGAGCUCAAGGAGCUGUGCAAGCGGUUUGUCAAGUAGCACGGGUUCAAGGACGCGACGCGACGACGGAGGGUUUAGCCAGAAAUAAUAAUAUAGUGAUAUAGGAAUACGCAUCCCCC